AUGACUGGCAUCCCAACUCCACAACGCUCGCGAACCAGGACGGCAGAUCUCUCAGACAUCUUCCGCAGCUCCCAUGGUUCGCGUCAGCUUUCCAAAACUGGCGCUCUUACAGACACUCCAUCUGAAGAAAAGCCCAAGUCUAGGCGCUCUAUGCUGCCCUUCCUCGGAAGGAAGAAGACCGAGCGACCAUUCGCUUCAUCUUCAGCUUUGCCUAGAAAGUCUACCAACUCUCCUUCGGGAUCCGGCAAAGAGCUCUUGACAACUGUAGAUGGUUCUCCGUCCGACAAACGGCUUCCUUCUACCCUUCCUCCAUUGAACGUGUCACCGCCGUCAUUGGGCUCCAAAUUUGCCGCCCAUUUCUCUCCUUUGCGAUCUCCUAGCAAAACUCUCAAGGCACGAUACUCUUCAUCGUACAAGUCAACAAACACCCCUCCCACUCAUUCAUCCGCCACUCUCUCCCUCCCUGUAGCUGAUUAUCAUGCUACUUCCCUCGAAUCCCACAGCUCCAGCACUGUAAACAGCCGAUCCACCACACCAAAACCGCUUGUUCAACCCCCUACAGAGAACGCUCCUUACUACGAACUGAUGGAUGAUUUUUCUGAUUUGUUUACACUUCCAGAGCAUCCUUCGAAACCGACCAAGUCUGCUCAAAAAGCUUCUACCCUGCCACCCGUUGUUGUCAACGCUGCGAACGGUUCAAAAAAGUGUGCGGAACCCAGUUUUGCUACACCAUUGACACCCGCUAGUCCCACUCCUCCAUCAACCCCUCGCCUUCAAUUCCCCAUCCCUCCUUCGAAUUUUGGCCUCACUUCGAUGGCGAGCGAGAAGUCAUCUUCUCGAUAUUCGCAGGGAUCAUCUAAAACAGAGCCAACCACUCCUUCAAGCAAACACUCUAAUAGCAGCCUUAAGCUGCCAACCACGAGCCCUCAACAUCGCUUCUCGAUCUCUCGUGAACGUCGGAGCGACCGCAUUGGUACCGCUGGCUUUCCUUCUGAAGAUGAAAGCGAUCGUGCUCGCGCAUUCAGUCUUUCGGGAAGCGAUACAGAUGCGUCUCGUGCUACAGACAGCAGUGUGCGUAGCAGGAGAGGUAGACAUCACAGCGCAUUGCCGAAGGCAUCGGCUAUGAAGCGUCCCGCCCCUUUGCAGCGUGCGCCCUCUUCCUCAGAAAAAUUAUCCAGCGGCCCUCCUCCUUCUGCCCCCCUACCUUCGCCACCGCCCUCAGCUCGGUUAGCACCCAGGCUACCGAUAAGCUCGUUGCCAGUUACCCCUACCGACAAUGUUCCCUUCAACUCGACUGUCCACUCCCCGGGUAUAGCGCCACGACCGCGAGCUAACACUGUAUCAGCAGCGACCUCGCUGAGUUCGGCUAGGCUUGCGGCGUGGAUGGCUCCUAGACCGAGCCCACAAAACAAACACGCCCCUGCAGAUCCUCAGCUACUCGCAUCCGAGGAUGACCUCAGGAAUGCGCUUGCCUUGCAGAAUAGAAAGUACGCUCAACUUCAAGAAUAUGCUGUCACUAUAACCAAGAAAUUUGAGGACGAAAAGGCAUCUAUGUCCAAGACCAUUCAGAUGCUGGAGCGAGAGAUCCGAAAAAAGGUCAGAGAGAUAGAGGGUUUGCGCUGGCUCGUCAUACAUAAUGGUGGUGCAGAAGAUAUUGAUGCGGCGGAGAGCCUGGCACGAGCUUCUUUGAUCACGUUGGAUGAUGGAAAUGCAUCCGACGCUGCGUGGGCCAUGGGUGGUGAGGCUCCGUCCCAGAGCGCACGUCCACCGACAACAAACGCGUCUGUUGGCUCUCGUAGAGGACUUGGCCUUGAUUAUCUGGACCAAUCUAGCCCGUCUGGGGCAUCCCUGGAUCCAUCUUUUCCAGAACUUGGCAUUGUUGCCUCUGCCUCGUCUUCGCACUCUUCUCUGUGUCUUCCGAUGCUGGCUUCAUCGACGACCUCAUCUUUAUCAGCCAUCCCAGAACAGCAGGGAGAGACCAGCCGAGUGGAACGUCAACAGACGAAAGAAGAACGGCGCGCUUCUCGGGCCCUACGUCGGAUCUCAUCGUCAUCGAUGUCGUCAGUGACAUCUGGAGCACUUAUGGCACAUCCUCUGCCGAUCGAUCACACGCUCGACCCUCAGUCUAGCAUGGAAAACGUACUGGAGAAGCUGCGUCCGUUUCGAAACACUUGA
Molecule: messenger RNA, 2175 nt
Organism: Suillus plorans
Lineage: Eukaryota; Fungi; Basidiomycota; Agaricomycetes; Boletales; Suillaceae
Exons: 2
Coding region: 1-2175 (724 amino acids)
Source: RefSeq, a predicted model, not a curated record